AGGAGCAGGAGAGGAGCAGGAGAGGAGUUUUACUCGCUGGAAAGGUUUUAUUUCCGUCCUGAGCGUUUUCAGGGACGCGCCCCGCCAUUCAGCCACUAGACACACGGAAGUGUCGAGGUGACUGACGGUGAAAUCGCCGGUGAGACUGUCAGUGCUUCAUCCGGGAACAGGAGGAAAAGCGCGCGCUCAGGUUUCCUUCAGGUUCAGGUUCAGGUUCAGGUUCUGCAGAUCCAGCUAGAACACAAUGUCCGGGGACAUACGUUCUCCACUUCCGAUGGAUGAGGUGGAUCAGUCGACAGCGUCACGACCGUGUGGUGCCGUCUUUAUUGAUCAGCAUGUAGACAUACUUAUACAGAGAGCCUGCUGUGUGGAACCCGUACUGGACAAGCUCCUGAGUAUGAGGGUCAUCAACGAUGAGGAGUACCAAGACAUUAAAACGGAGAAAACACCUCAGAAACAAAUGAGGGCUUUACUCAUGGGGCCUAUAAGAUCCAGGGGUGAUCAAGGAAAACAGCUUCUGUACGCUACUCUGAAGGCCCAGCAGCCGUUAAUGAUGGAGGACCUCAGCGCUUAAAGAAUUUAUUUACAAUCGUUAUGGUUGUUUUUCUUAUUAUUUGUGAACCUCGAUACCAUACAUAUACCUCAAAUGUAGUCUGUCAGUAAGAUAAAUACAGACAUAGCUGGAGAAAGUUACAUUUAUAAGAAGCAUGUGGUAAAUAAAUAAAAAGCACGGAUCUGCCAGACUAACUAAACAAAAUGUGUGAUUUGUGUUUAAUCACAAAUCCAGUCAAUAAACUUAUCUUAUCAAACUUUAAUCAAACUUCAUGGCUAAUACCAGCUUAGAAUGUGAAGAACAUUAGCUAAGAAACAGUUAUUUGACUCUAACUCCGUGUGAUAUUAAAAUCUGUAAGAUAAACUGUGCUUUCUUAUACAGCCGUUGUCAUCAGGACUCAAACACACAUGCUGACUGGGAUUGUGAAAGAAUUUGAUGCAAAGAAUUACAUUCCAAAUAAACCUUUCGUUUAUUUUGUUGAUUAUUUAAAAUUUCCAAAGGAUGACAUUCCAAUUAAUUAAUUUGAUUAACUGAUUAUUAAAAAAUUGAAUCCACAGAUUAAAAUUUCAUUCAUAUUGGCGGUACUUGGGUUCUGAAUGGUUAUAUUUGCACCUGUUAAAUAGAAGAAGAAUAAUCAUGCAACCUUUACAUCUGUUUACUUUAAACCAAAAUCAAUUAUGCUAAUUUUAAAAAAAAUAAAUAUGUUUUCCAAAUACUGAAAAUAUCUAACUUUCAAAAACAGACUGCAGAGUAACUCAUGCGAUGAUCUCUGCUAAGAACAAACAUGUGCUUAGACUCCAAUCUCUCUCUUUUCCUGGUAACUUACACACACACACACACACACACACACACACACACUCCGCCAGAGAGUGUCCUACUGACUGUGUAUCGUAAAGUUCUUAGAAACCGGACGCUUGCAUUCAGAAGAUAAAGAUCUUUUACUACAUAAAUGCAAUGGCCUAAAAUCUUAUUGAUGUUUAACGUCCAAACCAUUCGGCCAAUCAAAAUUGGUUUUCGUAUUAUGUAAAAUAUAAUUACGUAACCAUUAAUCUAAUCUUAAAAAUUCUCUUAAAAAGCUAAUUUGUCUUAUUUAUUACAAGACGUCAACGUCAGACACAUUUUCCCCUCAAUUAACGUUAGCUAUUAAAGUACAUUUUGUUGGCAGGCAACAAAUUAUAAAUUUAGUUAAACGUGUAAAUUAUAUAAAAAAAAAAAACAGAAACAAUAUUUUUUUUGCUAUAACUAAACUAUAAAUAAUUCCAGGAAAUUAAUUUUGACCCGACAAUCUGAGCCCCUGAGCUAAACCCAGCGCUUUCACACUGUUAAUAUUAUUAUUAUUAUAUUAAUAAUAUUACAUGAAAUAGCUGAAAUUGACUUUUAUUUAAAGGUAAAACACGUCCUGGUGCAAAAGAACUGUGAUUUCUGAUGUAGCCUAGCUGAUUUUAUACACUUUAUACAUAGAUCCGAUGUUUUAUCGCCAAAAUUUUCAUAUUUUAAUUGGCAGAGGACAAUCAUUUGUUUUUGGAUCAAUGACAAAAAUAAUUUUUAAGAACAGCAAAUUUAAAAUGAAUUAAUUUCAUGGCUUUAUACAAUGACUAUUAUGACAUUUGCUCCAUAAUUGUAAAGAAUUUUAUUUUUACUUAGGAAUAGUGCAAAGAAAUCAUUUAAUCUAUGCUAUAUAUAUUUCAUAUCAUACAAAAAAAAAAUACAAAAAUGCAAUGAAAAAAAAAUAAUAAUGUUAUAAUUAGUAUUUUUUCUAGAUUGUUUUUUUUAUAAUUGUUAGCAACUCCUCUGAUUAAAUCUGAUUAUCUGUGAGAAGUUCAUGUAAAGACGCUGAUUUUUGUUUUGCGUUUAUUAAUUUAAAUUGUUUAUAAAAGAAAUUGUUUGUAAUUUUUUUUCUAAAAUAUCCAAAGUACAGGAUCUAUUUUAAUCUGAAAUACUGUUGGUAGAUUGUAUAAACCAUAAAAACCACAUUUAUAUAAAUUUUUUUAUUUGUUUGUUUGGUACUUUAAAUUCAAAUGUACAUAAA
Molecule: messenger RNA, 2582 nt
Organism: Pangasianodon hypophthalmus (striped catfish)
Lineage: Eukaryota; Metazoa; Chordata; Actinopteri; Siluriformes; Pangasiidae
Gene: pycard
Product: PYD and CARD domain containing
Exons: 5
Coding region: 245-574 (109 amino acids)
Biological process (GO): regulation of apoptotic process
Source: RefSeq, a predicted model, not a curated record